UUGGGGGUUUAUCUAAUGUUCAGGGAAAUGUUGCCUCUUAUUCAGAGAAAGAUUUCUCUGUUUUUUUCUGUCCUGCUUCUUUCAUUGCUCUGGAACCUUCCAACCUCUGAAAACAGGAUAGAGAAGCCACCCUGCUUCCCCCAAAUUAGCCCCAGCCUUGUCAGACAUGGGGAUCUUGUGGUGGGGACUUUUCUCCCCAUGUAUUUAGUUGAAGUGAGCGGUGUCACAGGAGCAGGAUUCUUUGGAAGUAAACCUGAUGACGAUUGUAGGAAUUAUAAGUGGCUAUACAAGAAUUACCAACAAGCCCUGACUGUAAUGUUUGCUGUGGAGGAGAUCAACAAGAACUCCAACCUGUUGCCCAACCUCACGCUGGGCUUCCACCUCUACAACGCCUACCACAGCGACGCCAGCACCUUGGAGAGCUCCCUGAGGUGGCUGUCCGGGCAGGGCCAGCUCAUCCCCAACUACAGCUGCUGGGGGCAGGAGCAGCCUGUGGCGGUCCUUGGAGGAGCCACAUCAGCUCUGUCUGUCCAGAUGGGGACCCUGCUGGAGCUCUACAGGUAUCCGCAGAUCAUCUACGGGCCAUUUGAUCGCAUCCUGAGUGACAAGACUCAGUUUCCUUCUCUUUACCAAAUGGCCCUUAGGGACUCUUCUCUCCAUAAAGGUAUGGUCAGACUGAUGACUCAUUUUGAAUGGACAUGGGUAGGUCUGGUCAUAAUAGAUGACCUGAGAGGUGAGGAAUUCCUUCAGGAACUGACAUCAGAGAUGGCAAAUCAUGGUGUCUGUGUGUCCUUCAUAGAGAAGAUCCCAGUCAGUGAGAGAAGACACACAGAAUCCCAGGUACCAUUUAUGCCCAGGAUCAUGGCAUCAUCCAGCAGAGUGAUUUUCAUUCAUGGUGACACAGAUUCAUUAAUGAUCUUGAGAUAUUCAGAAGCUCCUUUUCUCCCAAAUUUCAAGGUGUGGGUCACUACCUCUCACUGGGACAUUACUGUGAGACCUGAAAAUGUUGAUGGUAAUAACUUCCACGGCGCACUUACAUUUUCACACAUAACAAGUGAUGUCCUAGGUUUUAAGCCUUUUCUCAGGUCUGUGAACCCUGUUAAAUAUCCAGAAGACAUUGUACUAAGAGAAUUCUGGCACUCAGCCUUUAGAUGUACAGAUGAACCAGAAAAGCUGAGGCAAGAAAAAUGUUUAGCAAAUGCCUCCUUGGAAACUUUGCCUUUGCUUUACUUUGACAUGACCCUGUCUGACUUGAGUUAUACCAUCUAUAAUGGUGUAUAUGCUGUGGCUUGGAACCUCCAUGAAAUGUUCCUGAUGAAAUUAGAAAAAGAAUCUAUGGCAGAGGGAGAAACCUGGGUGCCUCAUGCAUGGAAGCUCCACUCCUUUCUAAAGAGUCUCCAGUUCAACAACAGUGCUGGUGACCAGGUGUUUAUGGAUGAGAAGAGAAACCCCGAAGCUCAGUACAACAUCCUGAACUACAUAAACCUGAAUAUAGAUACUGAAGCUCUGGUGAAAGUUGGACAAUUUAGUCCCAAGGCUGAGUCUGGCCAAGAUUUCACCAUUGAAGAGGAGGCCAUAGUGUGGGACUGGUCAGGUUCUAAGACUCCCUGUGCCACAUGCAGUGAGAGCUGUGCUCCUGGAUUCAGACAAACCCCUCUGGAGGGGGAGCCCAUCUGCUGUUUCAGUUGUUCUCCAUGCCCUGAGGGGGAGAUCUCCAACCAGAUGAAUAUAAAAUCUUGUAUGAAGUGCCCAGAAGAUGAAUAUCCAAGUAAGGAAAGAAAUCGAUGCCUCCCCAAGGUUGUGACUUGCCUGAAUUUUUCAGAACCUUUGGGGGUGACUCUCAUCUGUGUGGCUCUUUCCUUCUCUUUCAUGACAGUUCUUAUUCUUUGGGUGUUUGUGAAGUUUCGGGAUACCCCCAUAGUCAAAGCCAAUAACCGAUCUCUCAGCUAUACUCUCCUCAUCUCUCUCAACUUCUGUUUCCUCUGCUCCUUGCUCUUCAUUGGCCAUCCCACUGCAGCCACCUGCCUCCUCCGACAAACAACAUUUGGGAUUGUGUUCACUGUAGCUGUGUCCUCCAUUUUGGCCAAAACCAUCAUGGUAGUCCUGGCUUUCAAGUUUACAACGCCAGGGAGCAAGGGUAGGUGGUGGGUACAAUCCAAACUGUCCAACUUUGUUGUCAUUAUCUGUUCUGGGAUUCAAGUGAUUCUCUGUGGCAUCUGGUUGGCAAUCUCUCCCCCUUUCCCAGAUUUAGAUAUACACUCUGAACCAGGUCAGAUCAUCAUUGGAUGCAAUGAGGGUUCUGUCAUUGCCUUCUACUCUGUCCUAGGCUACAUGGGCUUCCUAGCCCUCUGCAGCUUCACAGUGGCUUUCCUGGCCAGGAAUCUGCCUGACACCUUCAAUGAGGCCAAGUUCAUCACCUUCAGCAUGCUGGUGUUCUGCAGUGUGUGGGUCUCCUUCCUGCCCACAUACCAGAGCUCCAAAGGCAAAGCCACAGUGUCUGUGGAGAUCUUCUCCAUCCUUGUAUCCAGCGCUGGGUUACUGAGCUGUAUCUUUAUUCCUAAAUGUUACGUGAUCCUGCUUAGGUCAGACAGAAACACCCAGGAAAGGAUAAAAAAGAAAGUUGGUUCCAUGAGCAGGAAUCAUGAUGGAUUAUUGUCUUUUGGUUCCUACCAGAGGCAUAAUCAAUUUUAA
This is a messenger RNA of Gracilinanus agilis (Agile Gracile Mouse Opossum), 2691 nucleotides long. RefSeq names its product vomeronasal type-2 receptor 26-like. Gene Ontology annotation, molecular function: G protein-coupled receptor activity. The coding region runs from base 16 to 2691 and encodes 891 amino acids. Gene Ontology annotation, cellular component: membrane. The transcript has 6 exons. The record is from RefSeq and is a predicted model, not a curated record. Gene Ontology annotation, biological process: G protein-coupled receptor signaling pathway. Lineage: Eukaryota; Metazoa; Chordata; Mammalia; Didelphimorphia; Didelphidae.